Messenger RNA from Uloborus diversus, 2126 nucleotides. RefSeq lists its product as uncharacterized. The record is from RefSeq and is a predicted model, not a curated record. Gene Ontology annotation, molecular function: GTP binding. The transcript has 16 exons. Gene Ontology annotation, cellular component: nucleolus. Bases 118 to 2082 code for a protein of 654 amino acids. NCBI's taxonomy places the organism in Eukaryota, Metazoa, Arthropoda, Arachnida, Araneae, Uloboridae.
CGUAACGUGUUCGUCAAGCCAAAAACUUGCUUGAUAAAAUUUCAAUAUAAAAACCUAAUGACUGAAACACGAAUUAAGAAAUAAGUUUAAAAAGUUAUUUUGUAACCAACUUUUAAAAUGUCGAAAACAAAAAGUCGCAAGAGAACUGUGGAUCGGCCGCUUAAGAAAGGAAAUCACAGUCUCAAUCCAGAUAGACCAAGAGAACAUGCUGGAAUGCGAGACAAAGACACCAUUAAUAGAUUGCGUAUGUACAAGAAUUUCAAAGCCAAAAGGGAUCGAAGAGGAAAAAUUGUUAAACCUUCACCUUUUCAAAGUGCAUUGACUUCUGGAUCAGUAGCUAGAAUUGCACCAAAUCAGAAAUGGUUCGGGAACACCAAAGUUAUUGGCCAAUCUGCUCUGCAACGUUUUCAAGAUGAACUUGGAAAAGCUCUUAAAGAUCCCUACCAAGUUGUUAUGAGACAAACAAAACUUCCAAUUACUUUGCUAAAUGAGAGAGGAAAAAAUAAAAGGUUUCACUUACUGGACACAGAAGGAUUCCAGACAACUUUUGGACCCAAAGCUAUUCGAAAGAAACCAAUGUUAAAAACUUGCAAUUUGGAGGAAUUUGUGAGUGCUGUUGAAGAAUCUGUUGAAAAAUAUGAUCCAAGUAAAGACAGAGAUCUCUUAAAUGAAGAAGGCAAAGAAUUAAAGGAGGCUCGAGAAAUGAUAAUGUUGAAAGGACAAUCUAAGCGUUUGUGGAAUGAAUUGUAUAAAGUAAUAGAUUCAUCUGAUGUUGUAGUUCAGGUACUUGAUGCUCGUGAUCCCAUGGGAACACGCUCAAAACAUAUUGAAGAUUUUUUGCGAAAAGAAAAACCUCAUAAGCAGUUAUUUUUUGUUUUGAACAAAUGUGAUUUAGUACCAACGUGGGUCUCUCAACGUUGGGUUACAAUAUUGUCUGCAGAAUAUCCUACUAUGGCUUUCCAUGCUAGUUUGACAAAUCCAUUUGGUAAAGGAGCACUAAUUAAUUUGCUACGUCAAUUUGGAAAGCUUCAUCAAGAUAAGAAACAGAUAAGUGUUGGAUUUAUCGGCUAUCCAAAUGUUGGCAAAAGUUCCAUCAUUAACACUUUAAGGUCGAAAAAAGUAUGCAAUGUUGCUCCAAUUGCUGGAGAAACAAAGGUUUGGCAGUACAUAACACUAAUGAGAAGAAUUUAUCUGAUUGAUUGCCCUGGUGUUGUUUAUCCAGCUGGUGAUACUGACACCGAAAUUGUAUUGAAAGGUGUUGUACGAGUUGAGAAUGUUCAGGAUCCAGCAGAUCACAUUCCAGAGUUAUUCAACAGAGUGAGAAAGGAAUACCUGAUAAAGACAUACAAAGUAGAAUCGUGGACUGAUCAUAUUGAUUUUCUUGAGCAGUAUGCUCGUCGCACUGGAAAGCUUUUGAAAGGUGGUGAACCAGAUGUUACAGCUGUUUCUAAGAUGAUACUGAAUGACUUUCAAAGAGGAAAGUUGCCAUAUUUUGUAAAGCCACCAUUACUUGAAACUAAAGAGAAAGAAGAAGAAUCUGAUGCUUCAGCAGUCAAAACUACUGAUGAGGAAAAAACAGAUGAAACUCAAACAGAUGAAAAUAAUGAUGAAAGUAAUAAAUUGUGCAUUAUAAAUGAAACCCAAGAUUUCAGUGACUUAAAAGUUAAAUUUGACUUUAUAAAAGAAGGCGUGGUGAAUGAUGUCGAAGGAUCUGAAAUAAAGCUUGAAGACCUAAGUACAAAUGGCGAAGCUAACUGUGAAGAUAAAACAAAUGAGUGUGACUCCAAGGAAAAAAGUGCUCUUAAUCAGAUAAAUGAUGUUGCUGAACAAGAGGAUAAGUCUACGGAGCUGUUAGUUGAAGAAGAUUCUAAAAAACAAGUUAAAGAAAAACCAAAACAUCGUAAGAGAAAAAGAAAAUUGGAAUUUGAUGAUGAUGAACAGCCUGCAAAAAUGAAAUUGACUGCAAAACAAAAAAGAAAAAUAAUGAGAGCUGACAAAAUCAAGAAAAUUGGAGUACAUUUCUAUGACACUGCCAAUGUGAAAAAUCGUAACAGAGAUAGAAAGAAGGACACUAGCUCUUAGUAUUUAAAUAAAUGUAGUAUUUAUACUAUACUUGUUGUUAUUUG